This is a messenger RNA of Gilbertella persicaria, 1307 nucleotides long. RefSeq lists its product as uncharacterized. NCBI's taxonomy places the organism in Eukaryota, Fungi, Mucoromycota, Mucoromycetes, Mucorales, Choanephoraceae. The transcript has a single exon. Bases 58 to 1299 code for a protein of 413 amino acids. The record is from RefSeq and is a predicted model, not a curated record.
AAACCUUUUUUUUCUACCUUUUUUUUUUUCUUCUUUCCCUUUUAUAUAUACACAAGCAUGGUCUCGUCUACACAACCUUCACCUAGGAUAGAUGUGUCCACUUCAUUUAUGGAAUCCUUUGGGCAUAUUUGUUCUGUUGAACAAAUGGAACUCUGUCAAAAGCUAGGCAUAUUAUCUAAAUCAGAACAACAACAAGCUUAUAAAAUAGCCAAGGCAUGGAUGGGCCAAAUCCCUAUCGACCCAAACGACUUGGACCACUUGACAGAAUGGAUUCUCAUGCUUCGGGAUCGAUAUUCAGCGCAACUCGAAUCUCAAUGCAUACGUCAACACACCAAUGAUUUAGAACGCAUUGGGUAUCUGGAUGAAGUGCAACGCCUGAGCCAAUUGUUGGAAGAAUACGGUGGAGUCCAUGAAGACUUGACAGAUUUGCUACAAGCACUCAGGAAACUAAGUCAGGAUUGGAAACAUCGUAAAAGGGAUGUGGAGAACAUUGUCCUGUCCAUCUUAUCCUCCAACAAAGAUGCAGCCCAUCGUGUGGUGCGAGUCACUCGAUCUCAUUUGGCCACGUUGGGACUGGGCAUAGCUUCGAUUGGUAAAUACUAUAUUGUGUAUGAACCCUCUACCACAGGAGAACAACAGAAAGAAAUAUUGAAUCACGUGGCCAAGAAUUUCAGUAUGGUGUUUGAAGAGAAUGCAGCACAAAAUCUAGCAAGAAUGGCAGGCAGUUAUCAUCGCAUCUUUCAGGAGGAAUCAGACAUGGAUCUGAUGGACCGUAUUCAGAAACUCAGUAGCCAGGUAUUUGUUCAGCGUCCCAAGUCUGUUGUUUUGCCUUAUCCUUCCAGUCUGCCUGGACAAGAACAGGACACCCGACGCAAUUCGAGUUUUUUAGAACGAAGGAAAUCGGUAGUGCUUGUUGAGAAUCAACUUACGAUGCCUAUGGUGUUUAACAUGACAAUGCCUUUAUUUGAACCUGCUGGAUGGGAUUGGCCUCAUAUGCUUAAACACAAACAGUCUAAUCAGAAUUAUUGGUGUCAUUCAACAACAACAACGCAUCAUGAUGUCUGGUCUACAUCGAUUGCCCGCUUAGCAGAUCAUUUUGCCCAAGUAGGACAAGCUUAUUAUGCCAAUAUGCAUAACAAUGCUCGGUUAAUGCAUUCACAUCGAUCUCAAAUGUUUGAAUUUGCUACUCAUUCACUAAUGAAAACCUACCGUGCGCUUCAAUUAGAACAAGGCUGUGCCAAUCUAAAUCGAGUGCUUACUUUUCUCUAUAGACUUCAACAAGAAAACUCAAGAAUUUAAUACCCCCC